AUGACGGACACAAAAGUGCUUUCCAAAACAGCAGCAACAACAGACUACGAACCAGACCCAACAUCCUACUCCUCCUACCAACGCGACAUUUACUCCUCCCUCCACCCCCCCAAAUACUCCACCAAACCCUCACAAUGGGAAGCCAGCGCCCGCGCCGCAAUCCCCUUACCCAACUUCCUCUACGUCGCCGGUUCCGCCGGUAGCGAAGAUACCUACCGCUCCAACCUCUCCGCCUUCAGGCGGUACCGCCUCCGCCCCAAGAUGCUCGUCCCCGUCACCCGGCGCGACAUGAGCGUCACCCUCUUCGGCACCAGAUACCCCAGCCCGCUCCUCGCAGCCCCCAUCGGCGUGCAGGAAAUCCUGCAUCAAGACGGCGAAGAAGCAACAGCGCGUGCCUGCGCCGCCGCGAAAAUCCCCAUGAUACUAUCCACAGCCGCAACCCGCAGCAUCGAGCAAGUCGCCGCCGCCAACGGCGCAGAGGGGGACCGGUGGUUCCAACUGUACUGGCCAAAGCCCUCAGCGGAAGCCUUCACCGCGUCCCUCCUGUCGCGCGCGUGGGGAAACGGAUACAAAGUCCUCGUCGUAACCCUCGAUACCUUUAUCAUCGGCUGGCGCCCCAACGACCUCGAUGCCUCGUAUCUGCCCUUUGUCUGGGGCCAGGGCUGCCAAGUCGCCUUCUCGGACCCGGUCUUCAACCAGCUGUUCGCAGAAGAACAGGCGCGGGAUACGCGGUCGGCGGCGGACAAGGUCGCGGAGAUUUGGCAGAUUCUUAAGAGACCCGGGAGUAUUGGGGGUGCGGCCAAGGUGCUGGCGCAUGCGUCGGUCAUGAAGAAGGCGCUGUUUUUUACCAGUCUGGUGGCGUCGGGUACGUAUAGGGAUUGGAGUCAGCUUGAGAAGCUUAAGGCGCUAUGGAAGGGGCCGAUUGUGCUCAAGGGGAUUCAGACGGUGGAGGAUGCGCAUCGGGCGAUUGAGUAUGGGAUGGAUGGUAUUGUGGUAUCGAAUCAUGGGGGCCGCCAGCUUGACGGCGCGAUUGGAUCGCUUGAUGCGCUGGCGGAGAUUACGGCGGAUGAGAAGGUAAAGGAGAGUGAUUUGACGGUUCUUUUUGAUUCGGGGAUUAGGACUGGAUCGGAUGUACUCAAGGCGCUGGCGCUGGGCGCAAAGGCGGUGCUUGUAGGUCGUCCGUAUGCGUAUGGACUUGCUAUGGGGGGUGAAGAGGGUGUGAAGCAUGUCCUGGACUGUAUACUGGCCGAUACUGACAAUUCGCUUGCGAAUCUGGGUAAGAAGAGUUUGGCGGAUUUGAGCAGAGAAGACCUGAGGGUUUUGCAAGAGGUUGCAAAGUUGUAA
Bipolaris oryzae ATCC 44560 is the source of this 1344-nucleotide messenger RNA. RefSeq lists its product as uncharacterized. Lineage: Eukaryota; Fungi; Ascomycota; Dothideomycetes; Pleosporales; Pleosporaceae. The transcript has a single exon. Bases 1 to 1344 code for a protein of 447 amino acids. The record is from RefSeq and is a predicted model, not a curated record. Gene Ontology annotation, molecular function: FMN binding; oxidoreductase activity.